AUGUGCGAUAAAGUUGGCAGGUGCGAGCAGUGGCAGCUCGUGUUUGUGGCUUGGUGCCUUUCUAGAGUGACAUAUCCUGGCUCGAAUGAAUUAGAGUAUACGCUAUCCAAUAGGAAUGGCCUAUUUUACCUUUCCUCUCCCCAAUCGGCCAAGCCUUUGUACCUAGUCCAAAGUACUAAGUACCUCGGCUUCACAGCAUCCUUGACCAAGACUCCAAACCUAUACUGUAUUGCCGAGCAUUUGGAACUUCGCUCGACCGGCCCCGCUCUCUCGGUCUCACAUAUCAACGCCUUCUCAUCAGCCAGCAUGGAGUAUCCUUCUUAUAGCAAUUCAGUCAUCUGCCCAGCGCUUGAUAUUGCGCCCGCCAACGCGCCACCUGAUCUGUUCGCUUCAGAGCUCUCCUUCUUUGCUUCACAUCCUUGGACUGCUUCUCUGCUGUCCGCACCGGAUACAAUCCCGUUUCUCCCAUCGUGUCGAAACCCUCAAUCAUCUGCGCAUGAUCAGCUUUUUGGAAACUCGCUUAAUAAUGCUCGUGGCUUGACGCAUUUCCUCAGCUAUUUCCGUGCGCCAAGUGUUGAGGUUGCCAAGGAUCCAUCGCACAAUAUCACUGAGAUUGUUGUGCUGGUAUCAGUGGGAGAGGGCGUGAGCGGGUAUCCUGGUAUUGUGCACGGCGGCAUCGUUACAGCUCUCUUGGACGAAUCUAUGGGGACUAUCUUCGAUCUGAACGGCACAUUAGGUAAAGAUGCCAGAGCGUUCAAAACGUCCAAUGUAACAGGUGGAAUAGACGUAAAGUUUCUGAAACACGUGCCAACGGAUAGUGUUCUUUGUAUCACAGCUAUUGCAGAGAAAAUCGAUGGUCGAAAGACCACAGUUAGGGGUGAGAUGAAGGACGAGCAAGGGCAGCUGUUGGCAAGUUGCUCAAGCAAGUGGGUAGCGCUGAAGCCAAGCCUCUGA
Molecule: messenger RNA, 954 nt
Organism: Fusarium graminearum PH-1
Lineage: Eukaryota; Fungi; Ascomycota; Sordariomycetes; Hypocreales; Nectriaceae
Exons: 5
Coding region: 1-954 (317 amino acids)
Source: RefSeq, a predicted model, not a curated record